This is a messenger RNA of Castor canadensis (American beaver), 2015 nucleotides long. It is a transcript of the gene Dyrk3, whose product is annotated as dual specificity tyrosine phosphorylation regulated kinase 3. Gene Ontology annotation, cellular component: cytoplasm; cytoskeleton; nucleus. The record is from RefSeq and is a predicted model, not a curated record. Lineage: Eukaryota; Metazoa; Chordata; Mammalia; Rodentia; Castoridae. Gene Ontology annotation, biological process: positive regulation of cell cycle G2/M phase transition; peptidyl-threonine phosphorylation; peptidyl-serine phosphorylation. Gene Ontology annotation, molecular function: protein serine/threonine/tyrosine kinase activity; ATP binding; protein serine/threonine kinase activity.
UGCAGUGUCUGGCCGCGAGUCCCGGGGAAGCAUCGCGGUCCGGAGGCAGAGGCAGCGGUCCCAGUGCAAGUGGACGCGGCCCGCGGACCCUCCAACCGCCGCCCCUCCCCUAGUGAGGGGGGUUCCAAGCUAGCGAUGGGAGGCACGGCUCGCGGGCCGGGGCGGAAGGAUGCGGAGCCGCCCGGGGCCAGGCUCCCGCCCCAGCAGAGGAGAUUGGGGGAUGGUGUCUACGAUACCUUCAUGAUGAUAGAUGAAACCAAAUGCCCACCCUGCUCAACUGUACUCUGCAAUCCUUCUGAACCACCUCCACCCAGAAGGUUAAAUGUCACCACUGAGCAGUUAACCAGAGAUCACACUCAGCACUUUCUGAAUGGAGGAGAGAUGAAGGUAGAACAGCUGUUUCAAGAAUUUGGCAGCAGAAGACCUGAACCUCUUCAGUCAGAUGGCUUCAAUGACUUGGAAAAAUGCUCACCAACUGUUUCUCAAGGGAAGAGUUCAGAAAGCCUGAAUACGGUGAAAUCCAGCAGUUCCUCCAAAACACCCAAAGUGGUACCUCUGACUCCUGAGCAAGCACUAAAGCAGUAUAAACACCACCUUACUGCUUAUGAGAAGAUGGAAAUCAUCAACUACCCCGAAAUCUACUUUGUGGGUCCAAAUGCCAAAAAAAGGCAGGGAGUUAUUGGCGGUCCCAAUAAUGGGGGGUACGAUGAUGCUGACGGGGCCUAUAUCCACGUACCUCGAGACCAUCUAGCUUACCGAUAUGAGGUGCUGAAAAUUAUUGGCAAGGGGAGUUUUGGGCAGGUAGCUCGGGUCUAUGAUCACAAACUUCGACAGUAUGUGGCCCUAAAAAUGGUGCGUAAUGAAAAGCGCUUUCAUCGGCAAGCGGCCGAGGAGAUCCGGAUUUUGGAGCAUCUUAAAAAACAGGAUAAAACCGGUAGCAUGAAUGUUAUCCACAUGCUGGAGAGUUUCACUUUCCGGAAUCACGUUUGCAUUGCCUUCGAAUUGUUGAGCAUAGACCUUUAUGAGCUGAUUAAAAAAAAUAAGUUUCAGGGUUUUAGCGUCCAGCUGGUACGUAAGUUUGCUCAGUCCAUCCUGCAGUCCUUGGAUGCUCUCCACAAAAAUAAGAUCAUUCACUGUGACCUGAAGCCCGAAAACAUUCUCCUGAAACACCAUGGGCGCAGUGCCACCAAGGUCAUUGACUUUGGGUCCAGCUGUUUUGAGUACCAGAAGCUUUACACGUACAUCCAGUCUCGCUUCUACAGAGCUCCAGAAAUCAUCCUAGGAUGCCGCUACAGCACGCCUAUUGACAUAUGGAGUUUUGGCUGUAUCCUUGCCGAACUUUUAACAGGGCAGCCUCUGUUCCCUGGAGAGGAUGAAGGAGACCAGCUGGCCUGCAUGAUAGAGCUUCUGGGGAUGCCACCAUCAAAACUUCUAGAGCAAUCCAAACGUGCCAAGUACUUUAUUAAUUCCAAGGGUCUCCCCCGCUACUGCUCCGCCAGUACUCAGGCAGAUGGGAGGGUUGUACUGGCGGGGGGUCGCUCACGUAGGGGUAAAAAGCGGGGUCCCCCAGGCAGCAAGGACUGGGGGGCAGCACUGAAAGGCUGUGAGGACUAUUUGUUUAUAGAGUUCCUGAAAAGAUGCCUUCAGUGGGACCCCUCCGCCCGCCUGACCCCGGCUCAAGCAUUAAGACACCCUUGGAUUAGCAAAUCUGUGCCCACUCUCACCAUAGAGAAGGUGCCAGGGAAACAUGUAGUUAAUCCUACAAGUGCUUUCCAGGGACUGAGUUCCAAGCUGCCUCCAGUUGUCGGCAUAGCCAAUAAGCUUAAAGCUAACUUAAUGUCGGAAACCAAUGGCAGUAUACCUCUGUGCAGUGUAUUGCCAAAACUGAUUAGCUAAUGGACAGCUCAGAGAUGCAUGUGUAUGUAUUUUUAAUCACCUUGCAGACCUGCAAAUGGAAAAAAAUGCAAGCCCAUUGGUGGAUGUUUUUGUUGGACUAGACUUUUUUUUUUUUAAAC